This is a messenger RNA of Diospyros lotus (date-plum), 962 nucleotides long. Its product is annotated as CASP-like protein 2A1. The record is from RefSeq and is a predicted model, not a curated record. NCBI's taxonomy places the organism in Eukaryota, Viridiplantae, Streptophyta, Magnoliopsida, Ericales, Ebenaceae. Bases 172 to 798 code for a protein of 208 amino acids. The transcript has 3 exons.
CGGCACUUGGGGAAAUGUGGCAAUUUGAUGAGCAUUCAGUGCUUCACCAACUCCCCCACCUAAAACUGAAAAUGGCCCAUUUAUCAACUAGUGGCCCAAAGAGAUGGGCAUGCAUUUGCAUCUCCAUUACGUAGCUAGAGAAUAGGAUAGGAACAAGAGCGGGCCAGAACAAUGAAAGCUGGUGCAUUUGCAGGGCCAACUGCUGGAAGCUCUCCCGCGGAGGUGCCGCCACCAAGGGAGGCCACCGCGGCCGGGGGGAGCUCCGCCAUGCGCACCGCCGAGACGCUGCUGCGGCUGCUGCCAAUGGGGCUGUGCAUAUUGACUCUGGUGAUCAUGCUCAAGAACUCUCAGGCUAAUGACUUUGGCUCUGUCUCCUACUCCAACCUUGGAGCUUUCAGGUACCUGGUGCAUGCCAAUGGAAUCUGUGCAGGUUAUUCACUUCUUUCAGCUAUUGCUGUUGCAGCUGUUCCUCGUCCCUCAACCAUGUCCAGAGCCUGGACUUUCUUCCUCCUUGAUCAGAUGUUGACAUACAUAAUUCUGGCUGCUGGGGCAACAUCAACCGAGGUGGUCUACUUGGCAUACAAGGGAGAUCAAACCAUCACAUGGAGUGAAGCCUGCAGCUCAUUUGGUGGCUUCUGCAGAAAGGCCACUGCAUCCAUUGCCAUCACCUUCGCGGUGUUGCUUUGCUAUGCUGUGCUCUCUCUCAUCUCCUCUUACAGGCUCUUUACCAACUAUGAUCCCCCCGUUCUUUCCCCUAAUGCCAAGGGAAUAGAGCCUGGAGGUGCCGUCUAUGGCUGAUCGACAUCACUUUUGUUUGACGAAAAGAAAGAUUACUGUAAUAACUACAUCUAUGUAUAAGAUGAUUAUGCUUGGCGUUAAAAUAUUUGUGGACAUGAUUCAUGAAUGGACUGGUAAACCUCUAUUUUGCCUUUAAACUGCCCUGCAUGCAAGGCUUGCUAAAC